AUGAGCAUCACAAAGGCGCCUCCCGGCUUCCGAGAGGUCAUCCUCAUCGAGUCUGGCGUUGGUACGGACCAGCACGGCCAGGACCUCACCAAGGCCUGUGUGCGGGCGUGCAAGGACGCCAUCUCCUUCAACUCGGUCCCGUCCCUCGAGCGGCUGGUGCCCGGAGGGGCAGGCAACGCCCUCCUCCGCCUUCAGCUCGCGGUGCCGUUUGACUCCAGCGCGGACGGGCUGCCCACGCCGCCUGCGAUUGAUAUGGCGGAGGUGCAGGCGUGCUUCGCCUACGGCAAGCUGCUGCCGGUCGAGAUUUUGCAGGGUGGGGCGCGGUUCGAGUCGAUGUGCUCCGUGCCGUCGCUCGGCGACUCUGCUGAGGACAGCUCCUGGGUCUAUGCCAUCGCCUGCGUGACAGUCGGGUACUGA
This is a messenger RNA of Emiliania huxleyi CCMP1516, 417 nucleotides long. RefSeq lists its product as hypothetical. The transcript has a single exon. The record is from RefSeq and is a predicted model, not a curated record. Bases 1 to 417 code for a protein of 138 amino acids. NCBI's taxonomy places the organism in Eukaryota, Haptophyta, Isochrysidales, Noelaerhabdaceae.